UUACCGUCUUAUUGGGCGUCCGAUCCCAAAAAAAAAAAAAAAAAAAAAAAAAAAAACAAAACAAAAAGAAAAACACAACAUAAUACUCCUACGAAAGACGUAUUGUACAUAUAAUAUUUUUUUGGACUAUAAAUAAGUAGCUUUCGAAACCCUUAAGCUGCACGUACUUCAAAGAGCCUUUUUUUAGGGUCUUCAAACAUUAGUAAUAAUAUUUUGGAGCUCUCUCACUUCCGCACAAUGGCAGCCACCACCAUCAACUUCCUUAAUGUUCCUUCCAAAACCACACUUCUUCCCACAAAUAAUUACGGACACGGCUUCAACUUUAAAUUCUCCGAGCAACUUUCUUCCGGCCGCUCUACCCGCCGGAAUUUCUCGCAUUCUUGUCCCACAUUGCGGUGUACGACCAUGGCCACCGCCAAGGUCAUCGAGCAACCUGAUCAGAAAGUUGUAGUGAGGCGCUCAGGAAACUAUGAGGCACCACUUUGGAGUUUCGAUCACAUUCAAUCCCUCGACAAUGGAUAUUCGGCUGAGAAAUACCUGAGGAGGGCUAAUGAUUUAAAAGAACAAGUGAAAAUGAUGCUUCGGGAAGAUAAUAUGGUGCUGCUGGAUUGUUUGGAGCUUGUUGAUAAAUUGGAAAGAUUGGGAAUCUCCUACCAUUUUGAAGAACAAAUUGACAAGAUAUUAAGAAGCGUAUACAGCCGUACGAGAGAUGGACCCGAAAGAAGCAACAAAGAUUUGUACGCCGCGGCUCUUGAAUUUCGAGUAUUCAGACAACAUGGUUUUCAUGUCUCUCAAGAUAUAUUUAAUCCAUUCAUGAACGAAAAUGGUGAUGAGUUCGAUCACGGCCUCAUUGAGGAUACAGAAGGAAUCCGGGCUUUGUAUGAAGCUUGUUUUCUAGCAUUGGAAGGUGAAACCAAGUUAGAUAUUGCAAGGGAAUUCACAACUGAAAACCUCAAGAACAAGCUAGAAAAUGGGAAAAUGGACCAAAAUAUGAGUUAUUUAGUGCACCAUGCGCUAGAGCUUCCUUUGAGGUGGAGAGUACCAAGAAUAGAGGCAAGGUGGUACAUUGAUGCAUACGAGAGAAGUCCAAACAAGAACCCUAUUUUGCUCGAGCUUGCCAAGUUGGACUUUAACAUCGUACAAGCGACACAUCAGCAAGACCUCAAACACGUAGCAAGGUGGUGGGAGGACUCAAAAAUUGCGGAGAAGUUGCCAUUUAUAAGGAACAGAGUCGUGGAGAAUUUCUUUUGGACGAUUGGAGUGGUUUUUGAGCCUCAAUAUGGGAGUUGUAGAAGAAUGCUGGCCAAGGUCUUCGUUUUGAUCACAAUGAUAGAUGACAUUUACGAUGUUUAUGGAACUUUAGAGGAAUUGGAACUGUUUACUGAUGCCAUCGACAGAUGGGAUGUCAAAGCCAUGGAUCAACUUCCGGAAUACAUGAGAGUUGGAUUUCUUGGAUUUUUCAAUUCCAUCAACGAGAUGGCCUACGAUGCCCUAAAAGAACAAGGCGCACAUAUUGUGGGAUACCUAAGAAAAGUGUGGGCCGAUCUCUGCAAAGCAUAUAUGCAAGAAGCAAGAUGGUACUACAGUGGAUAUACACCAACCGUGGAGCAAUACCUAGAUAAUGCUUGGGUUUCCAUUUCAGUUCCGGUCAUGUUAAUGCAUGUUUAUGCAGUCAUCACUAAUCCCAUGAGCAAGCAAGCCAUGGAUUGCCUUGAUAGUCACAACGUUGUUCGUUGGUCAUCAUUCAUAUUACGAUUUGCUGAUGAUUUGGGAACAUCCCCGGGUGAGAUGAAGAGAGGUGACGUGGCCAAAACGAUGCAAUGUUACAUGAAGGAAACUGGGUGUUCAGAAGAAGAAGCCAGAGAACACUUGUGGUAUCUGUUGAGAGAAACAUGGAAGAAAAUGAACAGAGAUUCGGUGGCAGAAUCGCCAUUUUCAAGGACAUUUGUGAGGGCUGCCAAGAACUUUGGAAGAGUGGCACUGGUAAUGUACCAAUAUGGAGAUGGCCAUGGUCUCAAUUCCAAUCCCGAAGCCAAAGAUCGCAUUUUGACUUCACUCUUCACUCCGGUUCCCCUUUCUAAUAAUUAAAUCAGUUUGCCUACUACUUUUUCAAUAAUUGGUUCUACAUUUAUAUCAUUCUUGCAUUGAUUUGGACAGACAUGAAAAGUUCAUUAAAUUCGUGUUAGUUAAUUUGCUUUAUAAUGAUGUACUACGUGUUCUUGGUCAGUAUCGAUCAUACGUACCAUUGAGGAACCAUGCAUAUCUAGCUAGGAGGUUUCUUCACAUGAAUCACGACAACAAUUAAUUCAUGUAUUAAUGUGACUCCCCUGAUUGGAUUGUAAUCAUCAAAGAUUUUGCUAUAUAAAUUUAUUAUUGUUAGGCCCGAAACGCGAAAAUCAUUAUUAAUCUUGUGGGGUGCAAAAUCAAUACAUCAACUACAUCUUUGUCUGCAUGCCUUUGCAUGGCAUGGAUGUUGCAAAACCUGUCUAAUCAAUCAACCAUGCAUGAUUCUCUCCAGUAAAGAGACCUACCAAUUCACUGUCCAGACUUGAAGUUGAAGUUUAUGUGUUUGCAGCAUUUUGUCUCCAAUACCGACAUAAACGUGAAAUACGAGGCUCAAUCGGGUGAAUCCAAAGAAUCGUUCUUUUUUUUUUUUUUUUUCCCUUCCUUAUUUUUAGUUAUCAGGGUUUCUUGUGAAUUUAGG
This is a messenger RNA of Oldenlandia corymbosa var. corymbosa, 2704 nucleotides long. The record is from the annotation of a GenBank genome assembly. Lineage: Eukaryota; Viridiplantae; Streptophyta; Magnoliopsida; Gentianales; Rubiaceae.